GCAUCCCAAGUGCGCAUGCUCAUUAGAAAACUCCAUUCUUUUUUUGCACGGAAUCUGCAAGAAAAAAAUUGAAACCGUGAAAUAGGGAUUAAAAGGUGCAUCAGCUACGCUAAUUUUUUGCUUAACCUACACCGACCUGAUCGAGCAGUGUCUGGAGAUAAUAACUGAAUAAUUUGGCGACACGAUCGGACAUCGAUAUACAGUGGCCCGAGUGUGAGCUGCAGCGUUUUUGGAGGGGCUGACUUCUGAAGUAGGGCUAGAAGACUUCGUUCUUGGAGAGUUCUGCAAGGCGUUUGGAAGGAGGUUGGCAGAGUCUGUUCUUCUCCGCUGACACCAUGGCCUUCAAACGGUGGAUACCAUAGCCAAUACUAUCUUGGACUUUUCAAAGAUGACAAGGUGCUGCAAGGCGGUUUUUACAAAAUGAUGGGAGGCAGUGAGAGUGGCAGUGGAGACACAGAUGGAGUUCACACUGUGGCAAUACAAGUCCCCAUUGGCUGGCAGAGGAGAGUGGAGGACGGGCUUGUGGUGUAUGUCAGUCCAAGUGGCACGUUCCUGUCUUCACUGGAGGAGGUUAAGUCUUAUCUGUUGACCGAUGGCACAUGCAAGUGUGGCCUGGAAUGUCCGCUGGUCAUCCACAAGGUGUUUAACUUUAGCCUAGGGGUCAAAGUUCAGCAGCGCAGCCAGCCGGUGGGGAAGGCAGAGCAGGACAUGACAAAGCUCUGUAACCAUCGAAGGAAAGUGGUUGCCAUGGCAGCGCUCUGUCGCAGUAUGCAGGCUUCACAGCUGCCCUAUGUUUCCUGUCACACAGAGGUCACCAGUGCCAUUAUGGAGAACCGAGAUCCAAAGAGGAUGAGAGUGGACAGGGAAGAAGAAGAACGUGGCACUUAUCCCUCUAAACACCAUCUAGUCCACUCCAGGCCCAACAAUAAUCUCAACCACAACCCUUGUGGCAGUCCUAAAUAUUCUACCCAACUUGUGUAUUCUUACAAUGGUUCCUCACCCCUCUCACAUGCUAGCACUAACUCUCAUCACUCUCCUGAGAUUCUGAAGAGACCCCCCCCUCUCCAUUUCCCUCCCACCACCUCUCAAUUCUCCAGCUAUGGGGCACCUCAGAGGUCACCAUGCACCCCCACAUCUCACAACUUCAGUCAGGGUCAGAGGACACCCCAGACUCCGGAAGCCCCCAGAUCUCCUCAUUUGGGGCCCCUCUCUCCCCUUCCUCCCUCCUCCCCUGGGACACUGGGAAGGGGAGGGCAGAGCCACCCACAUGGUAUCAUCAUUGGGUCUCUCCUGUCCCCCUCAUGUUCCCCCUCUCCCCGCCAGCGCUCACGCCACCCCUCCGCCUCUUCCUCGCUUUCUGAACAGGAGGUGGGAGGGGUGGUGCUGGGCGGCUACCCCCCCAGAAGGAUAUCCUCUUCUUCCCCACACUCUCCUCUACCCGGGGGGUCCCCUAACCUCCAUUUCCCCAAAUACAAGCUCGAGGACAUCUUAGAGCAGUUUAGGAACUCAGGCAACGGUAGCACUAAUAAUCACAUCCUUAACACAAACUCACUGAGCAACCAAAGCAAUCCUCAGAUCCUCUCUCUAGCUCUUGAAAAGGGUGAGAAGCCCUCAAAGGCACCUGCUUCUGCCACCGGCUCAGGCAUGGGGAUCAGUGCUGGUCCUUCUGGGUUGCCUCUUGGACAGUUCUUGAACCACCAGAAGCAACCACACACAGCCUCGUUUCCUGCCAGUAGCCUCCUCUCGGCAGCAGCUAAGGCUCAGCUGGCCAGCCAGAUGGCCCACGACCACAGUUCCAAUUCAGCCAGCGUCCUCAGCUCGGCCACCUCUCUGGAGGUCUCGAAAGAGUCCCGGCAGUCAAAGGUAACAAACAGCACUUUACACAACAACAGCCAUCCCUCCAUCACUAGGCCCCUCCCUGCAGCCUCCCACCUGCUCCUCCACCCCUGCGCCACCCUCUCGCAGCCCCUAGCCUCGAGUCCCCUGCACCUCUCCCCUACAGACCGGACGUCCCACAGGAAGCGGCAGCGGCGUUCGCCCACGGUGCUCAGCAUGCUGAAGGACUCCCAGGUGAGCGGUCUCAGAACCCCCGGUGACGUGCUCAACCUCUCCUCCUUGCACUCUCAACCCUCCUCUACCUCAGGCUCGUCCCACUCUGCCACGUCGGAGAACCACCUCCAGGGUCUGAGGCUCUCAGUCCGACACUCCUGCCCGCUCACAGGUCCUCAGAAGCAGCCUGACGGCGCCCUGGACUUCACUACAAUCAUGGCAGGUCAACCGGAUCCCCCCACCCAGCCUCUCUCCGCUCUGCUUCACCUGCUCAGUAUGCAGAACGCCCAAGCCGCCGGAGCCCAGCCCGGCUCUGGACACGGUACAGGAGGCACGAGGCAGAGCCCCAGGCAGUCUCCCUCUCCCUCCCAUUUAAACAUUAGACCAUUCCCCAUGCAGUCCCCCUCUCAUCCCUGUACCAUGCAAGGCCUGUCACAGCCCCUGUCUCCCACUCAGUCAUUGUCCAGGCUUGGUAGUGCUAGUGCACAGUCUCCACAUACGAAGACCAGUCCCAAACAGAGACGGUCUCCCUCCACGGCCCUGUCCAACGCUCAGUCAGCACACCAUCGCAGUAGCCCCUCGCCCACCCGACACACUCCUGAUAGGCUACGGCAGGCCCAAAACCAACCUAUGGAUACCACCACCACCUUACAGUCUCCCAUGUGCCAGACCUUGCCUGAUGUCAGUGCAUCAGUGAUUGAGAGCAUAUCAACACUAGGCCCUGGUCUCAGCCUGAGUCAUCCUCCCAACAGCACCCCCACCUCCAACCAUAGAGCCACCGUCACCAGCUGCAGCAGCACCACCUCCCCCAGACCCCUGGAUCUUAGUAACCACGUGCUGGCCCUGCUGGCAGCCUCCUCCACCACGCCUCUGGAGGAAGGGGGCCUGGACACAACCACCGGCAACAACACUGCAGGGGUGCAAGAGCCUGAGAGUGUUGAUCAUCGUAGCUCGACAGUGAGCAAAACCCCAGGAGGUUGCAGCCCCGGCUCCUGCAACACCCCUUCCCUAGGGGACUCCCCCGGCUCCUUACCCUUGGCCGAAGCCUUCCCCUUCAUGAGCCAGGAGCAGCUCCUCCAGCUUCUGUCUGCCACAGCCGGCCUGCCCUCCCUCUUGGAUCCCACCAUCCUGGGCUCCCUGCCCCUGGGCCUGUGGCUGGGCGGUCAGCAGUGUCACCUCCCCACCUCUAACACCUCACAGCAACACCAUCAACUGCCUGAUCAUCAUCAUCAUCAACAACAAUCGGAACACCAACAACUACUGUUACAGCAUGAACAACACCAAGAGCAACACCAGAAACAACAACAGACUGCCCAUCUGAACCACAACUUUCCGUUUAGCCUACUCCCCUCUCUAAUGGGAGGUCAGGGAGAGCUGCCUCUCAAUCUCCUGGGUCUGUUGAACCCACUUCUACCCCCUGCCACCCUUACCCCAGGCCAGGAGGGUGAUCUGGGUAUAGGGGAGAAACUGGGCCUCCAGGCUCUCCUUAUGGCCUCCCUGCUCCUUGGCCAACAGCAGGCUGCCAUGUUGCCCCUGUCUGGGCUGGGCCAGCUGAGCCUGGACCUCCCCCUGCAGCAGCAGCACAUCCCAGCCUUGUUGGAGAGUUUGUCUCUGGAUAAAGGCUCUGGACUCCUGGACCUAUCCUCCCUCCCCGGCCCUGGGCUCCUCGAGGCCCUCCAGGGCCUGCUGCCCCCAGCCGAGGGGCCCCUCCAGGCCCUGCAGUCGCUCCUGCUCCCCGCUCCUCUCCCUCCCCCGGGCUUCCUCUCCCUCAGCCCCACUCUGCUAAACGCUGCCCUGGGCUCUACUGACCUCCCGACCACCCCUCAGCUCCCCCUACCCCAACAACCCCCACCUCAGGUCUCCAAUUCAGGCCCUGAUGGGGGGGUGGACACCCUCAUCCCCCUGUCUGUUCAGGGGAAGGACAACCCUGUUCUCCACCAGUUACUGCCCACUCUCCUCAACCCAGGCCUACUAGGAGACCUGUCUGCUCUGACUAGCCUCCACAGUCUGCUGGGGCUAGGUGCAGGCCCUCUCCUCCUCCCCCCCGUACAGACCUCUGCCCUGGGCAUGCCUCUACUCCAGGGCCCUGAUGGGGCCAUCAACCUCCUCAACAACAUCCAGCUCAACAUGGCGCCGCCCUCCGAGGGAGAAAAGACAAUCUCCUUACAGGAAAAAGACAGCCCCGCCCCUCAGGAGGAUAUUCCAGCCAAUCGGCUUACCCCGGAGGCUGUGCCCAGCCCCUGUCCCGUCCGUACCCCCGUGUCCCAACGUGGUGAGGGCUCCGUGGGGAGCGUCCUGGACCCCUAUGCCUCCUUCAUGGACACCAUCUACACCUCUUUCCUCCAGGUCAGUGCUAAAGAGCAAGAAGCAUCUCAGACUGGGGCCGACGUCCUCUGUGCCUUACCCCCCUACCCUGGGGAGCCCCCUGCCCCCUCCGCCCCCCUGUCCCUGAGCCCUCGCCUGGCCUGCUCCCUGAGGAACCCGGAACUGUCCCGGCUCAACUUGGAGGCGGCCCACUCCCCGGCUCAGGGCACCCCCAAACCCAGCAACGACGGCUCGUCCACACCCCUGCAGAGCAAGCCAGGGGUCCCAGAGGGCCACACUAACCCCCCUCUGCCUCCCAUCUACCUUGAGGAAGCCAAGACCGAGUCGUACAGCCAGGCUGUCACAGAUAGGAAUGGGGACAGACCCCAGGCAGGGGGGUACCUGAGCCCCAGAGAUGGGGGCAGCUGCCCCAAGGAUGAGACUGUGGGUCUGCAGCACAUUGAGCAGGGCAGGAACCUAACUGCCCAAACGGCGGGAGCCAGGAGGGGCAGGAAGAGAAAACAAACGCUACAGAAUGUGCUGGAGGAUUUCCGAGAUCUGGAUGCUCCAGCCCUAGAGGAACCUAAACCCACGGUGGUGCUGCUGAAGCCUGAGAGGUCGGUCCGGGGCAGGAGGCGGCGGGGUGCCAGGUCCCAGAGACAGUGACUGUUUCCCCUUCACCGCCAACCUCACCCACUAUCACUGCUUUAUAUAAUCCUGGCUCCCCCACUGUUUUUCAACUGCACUACUAUAUCUUCAUGCCAACCUCUUACCUUUGAACAGGAGUGAUCUAGAUAAAAAAAUAAACAUAAUUCUGUGGAUGCUUUCACUUAGGAGAAGACCCGUCUUAAGUCUGUGUGGUUGCUUGGCGUUAUUGAUUGAGAGCCGUUAUGAUGUAAGUGUUAGAAUUGUCUACAAAAAAAAACCUGUACUGUUUCUCAGUGUGUUUACUGUGAGUCAGGAUAAGAGUAUCUACUUGAAUGACCUAUGUUUGCUCUCUGUUUGAGAUUGUAUGAUAUGUGUGGUUUGUGUAUGUUCCAAGAGUGUUUUCGAGAUGCUAGACGUUGUCCCUGACCACAGAUCUGGGAUCAGAUAACCCAAAUCCUUAUGAGGAUACAAAAUAUAUCUAAUCCUGGACCUGAGUUGUGGGGCAACUUAUACCAACUCCUAGAGAUGCUUGCUGUUGCUGAGCCCUUUCACUGUGGUAGUCAUACAGUAUGUGUACCCAGAGAGAGAGAGAGAGACCAUGCAUCUGUGCCAGACAGUCUCGGGCUUCUCUGCAGACAGACACACUACUACUCAACACAUAGCCUUGAUGUGGAAACCAUGCAAUGGCAAAAGUAAUAAUUCCCAAUCAGGGGGUGUAUCACAAAGCAGGAUCAAUGAGUUGGCCAGCAAACUCCAGCCUAAAUAUUCUGAAGUCAUAUUUUCAAGUUCAUAAAGAUAAUGUGAAAUGGGCAUGACUUGACACUACUAACAACCCACAUUCAAGAUAAGCUUUCAGGGUAGGACACUUUUUUUUUUCCAGUUUUCUAAAAAUGACACACCCAAAUCUAUCUGCAGAUAGCUCAGGCCCUGAAGCAAGGAUAUGCAUAUUAUUGAUACCAUUUGAAAGGGAACACUUUGAAGUUUGUGGAAAUGUGAAAGUACUGUAGGAUAAUAUAGCACAUUAGAUCUGGUAAAAGAUAAUACAAAGGAGGGGAAAAGAACAUGUUUAUUUUUUACUUUUAUUUUUGUCUUUGAAAUGCAAGAGAAAGGCCAAUAAAUGACUUAGGAAUCUAGGAGCAAUUUAGAUUUUGCCCACUAGAUGACAGCAGUGUAUGUGCAAUGUUUUAGACUGAUUCAAUGAACUAUUGUAUUUCUGUUCAAAAUGUUGUAUCAAAACUGCCCAAAUGUGCCUAAUUGGUUUAUUAAUACAUUUUCAAGUUCAUAACUGUGCACUCUCCUCAAACAAUAGCAUGGUAUUCUUUCACUGUAAUAGCUACUUUAAAUAGUACAGUGCAGUUAGAUUAACAAGAAUGUAAGCUUUCUGGCCCUAUCAGAUAUGUCUAUGUCGUGGGAAAUGUUCUUGUUACUUACAACCUCAUGCUAAUCACAUUAGCCUACGUUAGCUCAACCGUCCCGCAGGGGCACACCGAUCCUGUAGAGGUUUUAAAUGUACCAGCUCGAUCUGGUGGUCAUGUUUUGUGAUACACUCCAACAUAUUCUCUGUGUGAUGUUUAGCAAACAAUGUACAUUUCAAUUAUUUCCUUUCACGGGAAUGGCUGAAGAAAUAGUGUGUUGAGAUAUACAUCCAAGUCAACAAUUAUUGGCACCCUUGGUAAAGAUUGAACAAAAAUUACAACAACAAAAAAUCCUAAUCCUAAUACUGAGCCAUUGUAUGCUCCAAAAUGUUUUAAAAUUAUAUUUUAUACAAUUGGAAACAGAGAUUUUGUUUAGUAAGAUUUUUUUUUCUUCUCAAAGAUAGGGGUCAAACUUAUUGGCACCUCUGAAUUCAAUUCCUUUAACUCACCUUGUGAGGAUAAUGGCACUGAGCCUUUAAAUGUUUAAUAUGUUUUAUGUGAUUGGAGAACACAUUGGUUUAGAGACCAUUCCUCCAUACAUCAUCUUACCAGAUAUUUGAUACCCUUUGUCUGUUCUCAUGGCCAACCCUCUUCAAUUCUAACCACAGAUUUUCAACGGGAUUCCAGUCCAGAGACUGAGAUGGCCAUUACAAUAUGUUGUGACAUUUGUUAAACAAAAUCUCUUUCUCUCAAAAAUGUGUAUUAGUAUAAAAGAAAUAUAAUUUUCCAUGUUUUUUUAGCAUACAAUAUCGCUCAGUAGUUGUAUUUAUUUUAUACAUAAUUUUUUGCCCAUCUUGUGUGGGUUUGUAACGCAAUGUAUUUUUGGUGGGAUAGAGUUAUACUUUCUUUGUCCUUCAAAUGGCUUUGCUCUGUACACUAUCUGCCAGCCCAAUAAUACUGGCAUCUCUUACUGUAUUUAAAUAAAAUGAAAAGAAGCAGAUUAUGCAAUUUCUACACUUGGAGAUUUGUAAAUAUGUACAGCUAAUGUGUUUUAUUUUGAUUUUAUAUUGUUAGAGAGACAACAAUGAAUUGUGAAUUUUGGGGGGAAUUGUAAUUAAGUAUUUUCUCAUACCCUUGCUUUCAAUAAUUAUGUUUAAAUAUUGAAUUGUGGACUGUAGCUUUCUUUUUAUAUGGGAGUCUUUUUUAAUUUAAUAUUAAACUAUUUACAGAAAAUGA
Messenger RNA from Oncorhynchus nerka (sockeye salmon), 7592 nucleotides. RefSeq names its product methyl-CpG-binding domain protein 5-like. Gene Ontology annotation, molecular function: chromatin binding; DNA binding. The record is from RefSeq and is a predicted model, not a curated record. Gene Ontology annotation, cellular component: chromocenter; nucleus. NCBI's taxonomy places the organism in Eukaryota, Metazoa, Chordata, Actinopteri, Salmoniformes, Salmonidae.